GAACCAUGGAGGAGGAGAGUGAAGAACAGGUCGGUCUGGUCCUCCUGCACAGGGCUGAUACCUGGGCGGCGGCUCACCUGUUACCCUGCCUGGGAGGAGCCAGUGGCGUUGAGCCCCAAAUAUGGACUGGUGUGUCACACUGCCGCUGUGUCUGUUUGAGGAGGACCAGAGGAAGAGGAGAGACGCAGAGUGAGGAAGACAGCAGUGAAGAAGGAGUACGACUGAGAGGGAGACACUUCCUCUCCACCUCCAAGAUGUCCAAGAUGUUUAAGUCAAAGGACACGAAGAGCUCCAGCAAGAUGAGCAGGUCUCAGUCCAUCAAUGCAAAUAAGCUGGUUACAAGUAUGCAGAUUGACUCUGACAAAGUGGUGGAACAUGUCCUCCAGGCUGAAAAACUGCUGAAAGUGGAUAUUGAAAAUGACAAGAAAGAGAAAGAAUUUGAGCACCAGGCUGAGAUCAAUUAUAUAUUGGGCAUUGCAGAGGGACGGCUAGAGAAUCUCUUCCUGGACAUUGGCAAACUCAGGGACAUGAACUACCCUCCCAUUGCAGAUGUUGAGAAAGACAUUCACGAACUACACAAGCGAUGGUCAGCAGUCACAGCUAAAUAUGUAGAGCUCUAUGAGCAAAUUGAAGACGUGUCUCGGAUGCCCAUAAUUAACUGGGAGCCUGUUUUCGCCCAGAAGGAAAGAGCGCUGAGCUCAGAGGAGUAUGGCCCAACGCUGGCGGACCUGGAGAAGCAGAUCGCUGCUCAGAACAUCUUGCAUAAAGAGCUGGAGGCUUACAACUCACAGCUCUGCGUCAGCUCUGCUGGCAGCAAGGAGAAACUCGCGCCACUGAAAAGGCAAUAUAACACUAUGCUGGAAAAAUCCAAGUUACGCAGCCAGUAUCUGACCAGCCUCUACCAGCACAUGAGGGACUGCAACAAGGAGAUGACCUUCCUGGGAGAAGAGCAGGAAAAGAUCAAGAAGCAGGACUGGAGCGAUCAAAUGGUGGACCCUACUAGUGUUCGCCUGCAGUAUGAGAACUUCAAGAACAAAGAGCUUUUGGAUCACGAGGGCAAAGUGAACAGACUCGAGGAUGAGGGUGAAACGUACAUUUCCCUGAAACACCCAGCCAGCCACCUAAUAGAGGCCCAUAGCAGAGCUGUGAAAAUCGAGUGGCAGAAGUUCCUGAAUCUCUGCAUAUGUCAAGAAGUACAUCUGCAAAAUAUACAGGAAUUCAAUAAGUACGAAAAUGACACUCAGAAGAUGUCAGAGACGUUGAGUCAACUCAGUAGCACCACGAGUCCAGAGUCUCUAAAGACGAAGAGCAACAUCGAGUCGCUGCUGCAGCUUCAGUUGGAGGAAAAUACUGUCCACACCGCGGAGCAGCAGCUGGCCGACCUGAGGCGAAAGAGUACAACUGUUCCUCCUCUGAAGCUGCGCCGCACUCCCACCAACAAACCCAUCACAGUGGUGUCCCUGUGCGACUGGGAGACUGACGAGGGCUCUAUUUCAAGAGGGGAAAAAUUCACCCUGAAAUCCUUCUCCGACAACAACAACUGGAAAGUUAUUUCUUCUGAUGGAACAACUAAAACCUUCCCUGGAGUUUGCUUCAUUAUCCCACCUCCCAACCCAGAUGCCAUUUAUUUUGUUGACCUUUUGGGCAAGGAGCUUGAAGAAACCAAGAGAAGGAGAGCAGCUCUGGCAGCGUCCCUGAAGAAUAAUAAACCAGAAAUCUCUCAAGCUCUACAGUCAGUUCCAGUUUCUUCAGCUCCUCAAGACCCCAAACUGGCAGCUGUGGCUCAGCAGCUGAACCAGCUGGACUCCGACCUGGCCGACACGGAGCAGGGCCUGCUGAGCCGCCUGCGAACCCCGGUGAGCUGCACCGACCCGACCGGAGAUCUGGCCAAGAAGCUGAGAGAGCAGGAGCAAGCUGCCAAGACGCUGAACGCUCUGGAGCAGCAGAAACAGACAGCCCAGGCCAACCUGCAGCCUUUGCUGUCCAAAGAUCCCAACGGCACGUCUUCUGGACUCCCGCAGAAACUCAGCGCCGCCAAUGACAAGUACGACAACCUGGCCAGCCUGGCGGAUCUCUACAAUAAGAAAGCAAAUGCGUCUCUCAACCUGGAGAAUCAAAUACAGAAGGUCGACGGCCUUGUGUCUGGAUUCGAGAGAAACCUGAGUGCAGAUGGUCCAAUUCCUGACAUACCAAAUGCAAUUCAAACCAGAGCUGAGGACAUUCAGCGCCAGCGGCGGUCUGUGGUAGCUGCCCAGGAUGACAUGAUUAAGCUGAAUCGGGAUUUGGAGGCGACUGAGAGGUUGUGCAGCUCCCUGCAGAAAAACCACCAGGAGUACUGCCCUGACAUCCUGCGCCAGAGGAACGACGUCAAACAGCUGCAGAGUCGCUACACAAAUGUCACCAACCAGCUGAAGGAAAGGGAAAAUGUGCUACAAGAAGCUUCAGUUAAGCACAAGGACUUCCAGAACACAUGCCAAUCCCUCAACUCCUUCCUGGACAACCUGCCGACAAAUCAGACAAACUCCAGCGAUGAUCUGUCCCAGCUCACUGCCAAGCAGAGCUCCCAAAAGCGAGUGGUGGAUGACCUGAAGCGGAAGGAAGAGGACAUGGAAAGAGUGGCUGACCUCUCUCUAGACCUGCAGACUCUACUCAAUGAGUAUGAGGCUGAUGUUGACAAAUACAACGGUACACUUGAACAAGCUGGCGCAACCGUUCCAAAGAAGACCCAAAUGCUCACACUCUGUGACGCUGCCAACAAAGAGGAAAGAAAUCUGACAAAACGUUAUGCCGAAGCAACAUCGGAAAACAUCCAGCGGCAAAAACAGAUGGACUUGGCAAAGAAUUUAAUUUCACAGAGUGAAGAAAAAGUUCAAAUGGUGGCACAGCAACAGGUGCAGCUUGAAAACCAGCAAAAAAAUGCCUUUGAAUUAGACAGUCUGUUUAAAGAACUAGACGAAGAGAAGGAGAGAACGACCGUUGCUCAGGCACAGCUAAAAACCUUCAAAACCAGAAUGAUGUCACUUAAGAGCCGCAGAGGAGUGGAACGUGUUGAGGAGAAAGAAGUACUGCAAUACUACCGGGAUCCUAAACUGGAAGCUGAUCUGGCUGAAUUGAGUAACAUUCUCAAUCAAGAGGCCCUGAAGCGGACCACCGUCCAGGCAGAGGUUGAAAUCUUAAACAAGAAAAUCACCGUCCUGGAGGAAACCAUUAACAACAAAACCCCUAAACUGCUAACUAGAGAGGUGACUGAGUUUGAAAAAGAUCCACAGCUGGACGUAGAGGCUGCAAAGAUAAGAGAUGAGAUGGCAAGGAUGAGAGAUGAGAUCAGAGUAAAAGAUGGAGAGCAGAUCCAAAUGAAGACAGAAGUUUCUAUCCUCCAGCAGAAGAGACCAACUAUCAAGGAGAGAGUGGUUAAGAAGGAAGUAGUUAAAGUAGAACAAAAUCCACAGAUGUUGAAAGAAUUAAAAAUAUUUGAGACUGACAUUUCUGAUGAGAACAACAAGUGCAAGCUCCUCAAUGAUGAAAUCUUUCAGACAAGAAGUCAAAUCAAUGCGCUUGAAAGAAUGAUCCCCAACAUUCAGCCUAAAGUCAUUGUUAAGGAGAUUAAAAAGAUUGAGGAAGACCCUGACCUCAUUACAGAGUCAGCUAAGCUGCGAACAGUUGUGGAGGAGGAGAGAGUUGGAAAUAGCUCUUUGUCCCAAGAAGUGAUCGAGCUACACAAGCGUUACAGAGAAGUUCAAGACUGGAAGCCAAGAAUUGAGAUAAAAGAAAUUGUAAAUGAGAUAUACCGGAUUGACCCGACUACUGAGGUAGAAAUUGUGCGCCUCCGCAAAGAAAUACAGGAUUCGAAUAAACAACGUACCGAUCUGGAAAAGGAGAUCAGGCAGGUCAACACUGAUCUGAAUACCCUUUGUUCAGAGAAACCCAAAGUAGAAUUCAAAGAGGUUACCCAAGAGGUGGUGAAAGAAGAAAGAAGCCCUGAAAACGAGCGAGAGAUCCAGAGGUUAAAUGAUCAGGUGAACCGCCUAGACAGCCAGUGCACCUCUCUUGAAGACCAGGUUAGACAGCUGCAGAAAGAAAGAGAUGAAUGGAAGGCAGAAAAGUCCAAGAUAGAGACCCAACUGGUCAACAGAGAAUUAAUAAAGUAUGAGCCUGAUCCACUGCUGGAGAAGGAAGCAGAACGAUUGCGAAAAAAAGUGCGGGAUGAAGCACAGCUGAGGCGAAGCAUUGAGGAGAUGGUUUUUGACCUUCAAAACAAAUUCCUCCUUUUGGAGAGACAGAAACCUGAAGAGAAAGUUGUGGUGCAGGAGGUUGUACGACUUCAAAAGGAUCCAAGGCAAUCAAUGGAGCAUGACAGGCUGAGCAGGAACCUGGAUGAAGAAGUAACAAGACGCCGUCAGCUGGAUCUGGAGUUACAGCAACUAAGAACGAAGUUGGAAGACAAGGAGCGCAUCAUCAGAGAGAGUGAUGAGCACCAAAAAAGGAUCCAAGCUGAAUCUGAACUCAGAGAGAUCCGACUACGCAUCACACAACUGGAAAAUGCCCCACCUCCUGUUGAAGAGAGCAUAGUGGUUGAGGAAGUGCUGAAGGUAGAAAGAGAUCCAAAACUGGAAAGGAUGACAAGUGGUUUACGCUCUGACGUGGACAAGGAAACCCAUGAUAUCCUACGUAUCCAGAGGGAAAUUCGUAGUCUCACUAUAAAGCUUGAGAUUCUGCAGAAAGAGAAGUCAGGUGAAAAGACGGUGUAUAAGGAGGUUGUUCGCGUGGAGAAAGACCAGGCUGUUGAAGCUGAGCAACGCCGUCUGAGGGAGCAGGUGUCUCAGAACAGAUUUGCCAGACAAGACUUGGAGGAUGAAAUCAGGCGUCUCAAUGACAAAAUCAAUUUCUUGAUGAGCACCAAAUCUAACAAUUCAAGAGAAGUGACAAGUCUUAAUGUGAACAAAGAUGCUCUAGUAAGGGAAAAUGACAACCUCACUCGAGAACUUAGAACUCUUGAAGGAAAGAAACACGACACAAGCCUUUCUUUCCAGCAACAGACUCGACUGAUGACUGAAAGAACACAGAUGAACAGGCAGAAGAGCAUUAAGAUGGAGUCAGAUGUCCAGCGACUGGAAAGGCAGAUCUUGGACGAGAAAGACAAGAUUCAUGAACGAGACAGCACAAUUCGUGAGAUUCUGAUGUACCUGCAGAAAGAGGAACAGGCGGAAACAAGAACCAAAGAAACCAAUGUCUCGACCAAAAUCACCAUUUUGGAUCCAGAAACUGGUAAAGACAUGUCUCCUUACAAUGCUUACCUUGGGGGCCUCAUUGAUCGCCAGCAGUACAUUCAUCUGCAGGAGCUAGAAUGUGACUGGGAAGAGAUAACGUCCAUGGGUCCUGAUGGAGAAACAUCUGUCCUGCAGGAUUGCAAGAGUGGGAAGCAGUAUCCUAUUGAAAAUGCUAUCAAGGAAGGAAGGCUAACAAAAUAUGAUCUGCAACAAUACAAACAAGGCAAACUUCCCAUCUCAGAAUUUGCCCUUCUUGUUGCAGGUGACAUAACCAAGCAACCCAAACUCACCUCAGUCACCGAAACACAGCCAAUUGCUGGAAUAAUGGAUACAUAUACAGGCACCUGCUUUACAAUCCGCAAUGCCACCUUGCGCACACUGAUCGACCCUACCACUGCCCAAAGAUUGCUGGAGGCUCAAGCAGCAACAGGUGGCAUCACUGACAUCAGCAACAAAGAAAGAUAUAAAGUUAGCAAGGCGGCACAAAGAGGCCUUAUUGAGGACAGCCAAGUCCAACGGCUGCUUAAUGCAGAGAAAGCUUUCACUGGAGUUGAAGACCCCAUGACCAAAGAGCUUUUGUCUGUGGGAGAAGCUGUUCAGAAAGGCUGGAUGCCAAAAGAUUCAGCUAUUCGUCACAUGGAGGCACAACACCUGACUGGGGGGCUGGUAGAUCCUUCCACUGGUCGUAGAGUCCCCCUCAUAGAUGCCCUUGCAUCCAAAAUGAUUGACAAUUCUAUUGCAAGGAACAUCCAAACUGAGGCAGCCUAUAUCAAAGAUAUUGUGGACCCUAUAACAAAUGAGAAGAUCAACUACAAACAAGCUCUGGAUCGUUGUAAGAAAGACCCAGCAACUGGCUUACCUAUGCUACUCGCCUCUUCCAACUCAAAAUAUGCACGUUUCUAGAAAUGUUUGAAGUUUUCUGAUCUGAAACAUAUUACAGAAAAAUGUUUCUGUAGAAUAUCAAAAGUGCAUGGAGAGUUCAUUGUAUUUACAGGAUAUAUUUUGACACAGGAGAAACUCCAAGUCUUUUGCCAGAACAAAAUAAUUGCUGCUGAGUUGCAUUUGUUUACUGAAAGGUCUCAUGUGGGUGUAUUUGUUUAUCUUUGUUUCAUCUUUAUGGUUUAACUGAAUAUCAUAAACUGGAUAUUUUAUUUGGUUGGGAUAUUGGGACAUGGUGCAAUACUACUUGCUAAAAUUUAAUAAAUUUCUUUCACUCGCUGUUAAACAAGGUUUGAUUGUUUGAAGAAUUACAUAUCAAUAAAAUUAAGUUAUGAUGGUUCAAGAGCA
Messenger RNA from Poecilia latipinna (sailfin molly), 6554 nucleotides. It is a transcript of the gene evpla, whose product is annotated as envoplakin a. Gene Ontology annotation, molecular function: structural molecule activity; cadherin binding. The record is from RefSeq and is a predicted model, not a curated record. Lineage: Eukaryota; Metazoa; Chordata; Actinopteri; Cyprinodontiformes; Poeciliidae. Gene Ontology annotation, biological process: wound healing; intermediate filament cytoskeleton organization. Bases 6 to 6170 code for a protein of 2054 amino acids. Gene Ontology annotation, cellular component: cytoplasm; cytoskeleton; membrane. The transcript has 22 exons.